AUGUCGUCUGCAGACGAAGCCGGACCAUCUCGACGAAGCGGAAGACGAACCCCUCGUAUCAGAUACGACGUCUCUUCGGCGUUCGACGGGAUCGAGGGUAUAGACGAUGGUCCUCGAAGACCACCUUCUACCGAUCCUACCGAUGACUCGAAUGCGUCUGACGACUAUGGAGAACCAAAGGGGAAGGGAAAGGGUAGGGCGUCUCAUCAAGGACGGGUCGAGAGCCCUCACAGCGAUUCCGAAUAUGACGAGGACGAAAUCGAUGCCGAGGUCGAGGCAGAUGAGGCCGACAUACGGAUGAACAAUAUGGACGUAGACAGCUCAAUGGAUGAAGAUGAAGACGAGGACGAGUACGAAGGGUCGGUAGCGGAACGCAAGCCGAAGCGCAGGCCACCUAGACGAGGGAAAUCGCUAGAGGCUUUCAGGCUACAAGAAAUCACCCCUCGAGACGACCACGAUGUCCCCGACGACAAGGCGGUCGUCGAUUUCAACACGAUCUGUGAUCCGGGAUAUAAUUACGGCCACAAAUAUAUCAUCCGAAGAGAUCAACCUAGACGACCGAAUGCUAUCCGGUUCACUCAGACACCAGUCCGACCUCUUGGCUUGAGCCGACUGAAGGAGAAACCGCAUCUCGGUAGACUUAGCGAGGUCGAAUACACCGACGAAAGCGACUGUGGGACCAAAGAGAAGUACAACAGCUUGCUCGAAAUCCUUCAUGCUGUGCCUUCGGAGAUCCCGUGGGACCUAUGGAAGGGAGAAGGGUGGUGGUCGGAUUGCUGGACGUACGAUGCGGAAGGCAAGGCGAAUUGGACGUCUCGCUCCGUCAUCGACGUCGGUUUGCAUGAGGUGGGAAGGCUCAAGAAGGAAGAUAUGCGGUACCUAAACGCCGACCAAGCAAAGCCUUACCUCGCCGAACGCAAUAGACCAAAUCUUACUCUGAUCUUGGGGUUGGACAACGAGGCUGCCGAGAUGAAGGAGGAAAAGAUCGAGACAAAGAUGUUCGAUUCUAGAAAGUUGGGAGGGUCUAGUCAAAGGCAGGCCAACCUGUUUGAUGCAGGAGGGUAUGUCUCCGGGUUGGAGUGGUGCCCGAUGUCUGAGACCGAGUCGAGCAGGAGAAAUUUCGAGCUAUACCUCGCCGUCGCUACACUCGAUCCGGCGACCCAGCCCAACCGGACAGGUGGUCUCGCACCGGAUCUCAAGGGAGCCCUACAGAUUUGGACAGUCUCGCCGGGAAGUGGAAUCAAUGAGACGGGUCUCCAAGAAGAAUUCUUCGAUGCGGCCAACGACGCAGACAUGAAAUGCUCGCUAGUCUUGUGCAUCGAAGGUGGUCCCAUCAUCGACUUCAAAUGGAUGCCCGUAGGGUGCUGUGACGAGGUCGGGUCUGACACGAUACCGAAGAUAGGGAUCAUCUCGGCUGUUAUGACAGACGGAACAAUUCGCUUUUUCUCAGUACCUGACCCUCGGCAGGCGGGGUCUGAUCCUGUCUUUGUCCAUGUGGAAGCUCUUCUGAUAUUGGGGGCGGAAGACGGUGCGGCUAUGAGUCUGGACUGGGGGUCAUCAAGCAUGCUAGCGGUCGGCCUGAGCAACGGAUCGGUCUGCAUCUGGGAUAACGUCGUAGACCUGUUGACUGGAGACGAAACGAUCCUUCUGCCUACCAACCGGAUGCCGAUUCAUACUUCCGCUGUUCAGACCGUUCGGUGGGCUCGCAUGCCUGCAGCGGACGCCCACGAUCGAACCCGGCUGGAUCUCCCUCCACCGUACCUUUUGAGCGCGAGUUGGGAUGGGACGCUGUAUCUGGUCGACAUGCGAGAUUCGACCUUCAUGUGUGAUAUCGAAGGGCAGCCGCGAUUCCACGGUGCUCUCGAUUGGAGCGGAUUUAUGGAGAGUAUCCUCUGGGUCGACAGCGAAUACUACGGUCUCCUCGUCAAGAUGCGGCGAUAUACCCAGUUCGGCACCUAUCGGACACAAAGUCAUGAAGGGCCGCUCACUUGUUUCGGCGCUUCAGAUUAUCACGGCAUGCUGGUGAGCGGGGGUGCAGACGGUGUGGUCGGUUGGACCAACUCGGUACAGAACGCGCUCAGGUACAAGAAAACAGAAAUGAUUACCGGUGAACUGUAUCAGCUUGACUUGAACCGGAAUACGGGCGAAUAUCGUAUGCUCGGUAGGAUGUUGCCCGAAACUUCUGCUUUGAUGCGAAAACUCGUGGUUACCGGAAAGGGGGAUCGCCUCAAGAAGGCAAGUCCCUCGUGGUCCCCGGAUAUCAGUAUCACCUCCCUCGCAUGGAAUAACGGCAACGGGAUUGGGAGAGCCGGGAUGAUAGCAUCUGCUAGUGCGAGCGGGUUGUGUAGGAUCGACUACAUGCAGGGGUACAAGGAAGAGAGUAAGCUGGCACAAUUCCGAGCAAGAAUUGGAAGAAAAGAGGGCAAGGCUCCAGCGGGAGAUUCGGACGAGGAUGACGACGAAUAA
Molecule: messenger RNA, 2466 nt
Organism: Filobasidium floriforme
Lineage: Eukaryota; Fungi; Basidiomycota; Tremellomycetes; Filobasidiales; Filobasidiaceae
Product: WD40-repeat-containing domain protein
Exons: 11
Coding region: 1-2466 (821 amino acids)
Biological process (GO): transcription by RNA polymerase III
Cellular component (GO): transcription factor TFIIIC complex
Molecular function (GO): protein binding
Source: RefSeq, a predicted model, not a curated record